This is a messenger RNA of Oppia nitens, 1371 nucleotides long. RefSeq names its product replication factor C subunit 4-like. Gene Ontology annotation, biological process: DNA repair; DNA-templated DNA replication. The record is from RefSeq and is a predicted model, not a curated record. Gene Ontology annotation, cellular component: DNA replication factor C complex; nucleus. NCBI's taxonomy places the organism in Eukaryota, Metazoa, Arthropoda, Arachnida, Sarcoptiformes, Oppiidae. The coding region runs from base 228 to 1319 and encodes 363 amino acids. Gene Ontology annotation, molecular function: ATP binding; DNA clamp loader activity; DNA binding. The transcript is spliced from 2 exons.
CCGAAACCAUAAUUGUUUGAGAACUCUAUUGUGUAUCGCAGUGACAGUCAACACAACAAACACGUGAUAUGUUUGACACAACCAGUGCUGACACGUGUUGUGAGUGAAUGUAAGUCAUGAAUGAAUUGCCGCCAAAGCAUACCAUUUGAUGACAUGUUUUCAUUGUUGACACUCUUUUGUCUUAUAUUUCUCAUCAAUUGAUCUCUUGUUUAUCGGACUCACAAAUCAUGAAUACCUUCUUCAAGAACUUUAAACAGUCGUCGACUACACAGCCGACAGAAGAGCCCAUGGAUGAGGAAGAUGUGGUCAAAGUAAACAUCAAGUUAUCAUUGAAACCAUGGGUCGAGAAAUACCGACCCAACACUAUUGAUGAAGUGGUCUAUCAAACACAUAUAGUGUCGAUGCUGUCCAAGUACUUGACCACUGAUUGUUUUAAUGAAUUACCGAAUCUAUUAUUAUAUGGACCGCCCGGUACGGGAAAGACGUCUACAAUCAUAGCGUUGGCUAAACAACUGUUUCAAAAUCAAUACAAAAACCGAGUCUUAGAGUUGAACGCAUCGGAUGAAAGAGGAAUUGGUGUCAUUCGUGAAAAAGUCAAGUCAUUUGCUCAACAAUCUGUGUCGACGACCACUAAAUCAAUUCCCGCUUUAAAACUGAUUAUUCUCGACGAAUGCGAUUCAAUGACACGCGACGCACAAUCAGCUCUUAGACGAACUAUGGAAAGGGAGGCCAAGACUACCCGAUUCUGUUUGAUAUGUAAUUAUGUUUCCAGAAUUAUUGAACCACUGGUCAGUCGUUGUUCAGCGUUUCGGUUUAAACUAUUGGACUCACAGUUAUCGGUUGACAAGUUAAGACAAAUUGCCGAUUUAGAGUCGGUUCGUAUAAGUGAUGAGUUGAUCAACCAAUUGGUCACAUUAUCGGAGGGAGAUCUUAGGCGUGCCAUCACUUUAUUGCAAUCUGUUUCUCAGAUUAAAGAAUCUGAUGAAGAAGUUGACAUCAAUGACAUACAUGAAGUGGCCGGUUAUAUACCAAAUCGAUUUAUCGACCAAUUUAUUCAAAUAUGUCGGUCUAAAUCAUACGAAAACUUAACUGAUUUUGUCACAGAACUGAUAGCCGAAGGUUAUUCUGGCGCUCAGUUUUUGUUACAAAUUCAUGACUGGCUUAUCGAUUGCGACCAACUUUUAUUGUCAGACAAACAAAAGUCAAUUAUUAGUGAACGCAUUGCUUUCAAUGAUAAAAGACUUCUCGACGGCGCCGAUGAGUUCCUACAAAUCCUCGAUAUCGGCGCUAUUGUCCUCAAAACAAUUGACAGACAAUAAAUAAAUUAAUUAAUUAAUCAUUUAUUCUGUAUAAUUAUAAUUUAAUUUGUAU